AUGUCUCAAUAUUUGAGCCAAACUUCUCAUUCGGCUGAGAAACACCUACAGGCCACCCGUGAUGGGGUGCACGAAUGGUUGCCACGAUGGCAAUCUACCUGCUGCGAUGGCACCAUACCUGAAGACAUGCCAUUUGCAGACAAGCUUAAUAGGAUCGUCUGGAGCGAAUCUGCCUCCCGUGCUCAUCUCAUUGGCGAAUCUAGUGCCCCAGAAGUCUCAGGGUUUCAGAAGACACGUUCCAUCCCCAAUCCUUUAUUGGAUUCAAUCAAGGAGUCGAGAACCCACAGCUUGAGCACCGAACUCUUGCAAAGCUGGCGUGAUCUCCGAGUAAAUAUUCUACCACCGUAUCUUAAGAGAUCCUAUGCCAGAGAGCGAUUGGUCUCCGAAAUCAUAGAACCGAUUGGGGACAAUUUUAAAGAAGAAUUAAAGUUGCAUUGCUCUGAUUUCUCCAAGGAGAAAAGAUGGAAGAUUGAGAAUCUCGUCAGUCAAGAGCAAAUGAAAACAACCAUGGAGAUUUGCUCCUCAAUAUUUGGUCGAGACGAUGAACAUCGCGAGAGAGCUUCGAGUGCAUGGCAAUCUUUGAGCGAGAUGAUUAAACAAGAAAACGAAUCACGAUUUACGGAUCCCAAAGAUUUCCUUUGCCUUCCGCCAUUAUAUCCACGGGCUGCAGAGGCGACAAUGUUACUUGACCAGCCCUUGUCGAGAAGCGAAGCCGACAGGAUAUUGGAUAGAGGACCAGGAAUUCUACAGAACAUGGAAAGUCAUAUUUUGGAAUGUGAACAAGAUUCAAGACGAGCUACCGAGCUGGCAGAGCGCAGACAGCGAUUGGGCGAGAUGAAAUCACUGGUAAAUUAUGCUUAUACAGUCGAUUCGCACGAAGGUGGUCAAAGGGCUACCAUUGAAAUAGCAAUCAGUUGGCCCAUCUCACGGGACGAUGCAGCAACCCCAGACUGCGGCAGCGAUUCUUCAGAUGAUGAUGAGGAAGACCCGUCAGAUAUGCCAAUCCACAAAUCACGAAGAACCUCAAUUGACCAAACCUCAAAGGACAAGGACCCAGUUGCGAACACCCAAUUGACUUCACUCAUCACCGGUAUCUUGUCUGGCCCCGACAGCGUACCGGAAGAUCCUCUAGCCGAUCUACGAGCGAGACUCGCGAGACUCGCCUCUAACCCCUCGGUAACGGAAAAAAGGGAAGAAAGGCAACCUGUUCUUGCUCCUCAAUUUCAUAUCUGA
Molecule: messenger RNA, 1233 nt
Organism: Kwoniella botswanensis
Lineage: Eukaryota; Fungi; Basidiomycota; Tremellomycetes; Tremellales; Cryptococcaceae
Exons: 2
Coding region: 1-1233 (410 amino acids)
Source: RefSeq, a predicted model, not a curated record